GCAAUGAUCAUCCAUUCAUUUGGUGUCUGCAGGUUACGGUAGCGUGACAAAGCCGCAUUCCUCAGUUUCUAUUCAUCAUGCAAUUCACGGUAUCAUUUAUAGCAAUCCUGGGAGUAGCGGUAGUCUUUGCCACUGCCGGUCCGGUUUCUUCCGAUGGAGAACGUCAUGCCGCUAAGUAUCGCUUCCAAUACACUGUUCAUGAUGACCACACCGGUGACAUUAAAAGCCAACACGAGGAGCGAAACGGUGAUCACGUUGUCGGACAGUAUACGCUGAUCGAUUCUGAUGGCUACCGUCGAAUUGUGGACUACUCAGACAAGCACACCGGAUUCGUGGCCAAUGUCCACCGUGAACCAUUGAAGAAUCAUCAUGUCGUUCCGGCAGUGAAAGCUAUUCCCAGUAUCCCAGUUUUGAAGCUCGCAAAAACGGUAUCAUUGGCACCAGCGGUUCACAAUCUUAAACCAGUUCAUCACGUUGUAUUAUCCUUACCACAAUACACCCAAUCGUAUCAUAACGUAGCACAAGCUACGAUCGUAAAACCAGCAGUCUAUCAGAAGAAGGGUCAUAAUAGUCAUUCGCACACUAGCUUUAAAAGCGGCAGUGUUAGUUAUCAGUAUUAAGCUU
Messenger RNA from Anopheles aquasalis, 624 nucleotides. RefSeq names its product larval cuticle protein A2B-like. Lineage: Eukaryota; Metazoa; Arthropoda; Insecta; Diptera; Culicidae. Gene Ontology annotation, cellular component: extracellular matrix. The record is from RefSeq and is a predicted model, not a curated record.